CUGUGGACUGGGGGGAUGAACUCCAACGGGAGGACAUUCAGGCCUUGGAGGAAAUGAGAGCUUGGCCAACAGGAGGGCCUGGACUCACGAAGACACUUGGACACCCACAAGCACAGAGACAUGGGUGUGUGACAGCUGACCAAGCGGUAUGCAGGUAUGUAUGCGUGGUGCACACAGACACCCUGGGCACAGCCCACUGGCACCAGCGUCAACCCCUGUGUGGUGGCCUGCAUCCCACCCUUCAGGCAGGCCCUGUGGGGCAGGUUUCAGGGAGGAAGGAGGCUGAGUGGGCAGAGUCUGAGGACACGGCCACCAUCGCUCCCUGGCACUGCAUCUGUGUCCGGGAUCUAGGAGGCAGUCCUCCAUCACUGAGCCCCAAGAUGACUGUCACACCUUGGUCUAAAGCAGAGGCCGGGCCUGAGCCCUGGCCCCUGCCUUGGAGGAGCUCACAGAGCCUCCAGCUGGGGCAUAUCUGGUUUCCAGGGGCAGGGGCGAUACCCAGAGGAGGAAGAAGGGAUUCUGAGAGAGCCCGGCAGGCUCCGAGCCUCAGGCUGGAGCUGAGCUUGGGGCAGCAAGGAAGGACCAGGUGCGAGGGCACAGCCAUGCGGCCCGACCCCUGCCGCACGGCCUGUGGCCUCCGCCAGCUCCUGCCCGUGCUUCUGGGUCAGUCUGGACUUUGCCACUUCUGA
Molecule: messenger RNA, 689 nt
Organism: Pongo pygmaeus (Bornean orangutan)
Lineage: Eukaryota; Metazoa; Chordata; Mammalia; Primates; Hominidae
Exons: 1
Coding region: 54-689 (211 amino acids)
Source: RefSeq, a predicted model, not a curated record